Malaya genurostris is the source of this 3229-nucleotide messenger RNA. It is a transcript of the gene Cul1, whose product is annotated as cullin-1. Gene Ontology annotation, cellular component: SCF ubiquitin ligase complex. Gene Ontology annotation, biological process: protein ubiquitination; SCF-dependent proteasomal ubiquitin-dependent protein catabolic process. The record is from RefSeq and is a predicted model, not a curated record. Gene Ontology annotation, molecular function: ubiquitin protein ligase binding. NCBI's taxonomy places the organism in Eukaryota, Metazoa, Arthropoda, Insecta, Diptera, Culicidae. Bases 202 to 2535 code for a protein of 777 amino acids. The transcript has 13 exons.
CUCACUUCUCUGCAGCUCAUGCAAAGGUGAGCCAAAGCUAAAAGUUUCUUUUUCCAAUCAUAAAAUACUGUCUAUUCUUCUAAUUUGUGCUUUUUGUGAUCGUUGAAAACGUGUUUAGUAACUUUUCUUGAUAGGUUUACGACUGAAGUAGUGCUGAAAGGAAUUUUCAGAAGCAAUUGGAUCAUUGCAUCAGGACUUCCAAUGUCUAAAAUAAAUUCACAUGGAGCGACGGGUCUUCGAAACAUUAACCUGGAAGAGAUUUGGGCCGACCUGGAAGGUGGCAUAAAACAGGUCUAUAAACAGGAACAGGGCCUCCGCUCCGCCCGUUACAUGCAGCUUUACACACAUGUCUACAAUUACUGUACAAGCGUUCAUCAACCAGCCAAGGGACAAAUGCAAUGGAGAGCCUCCAAGAAGGAAACGGCAGUUCCUUCUGGAGGAGCUCAACUGGUUGGACAAGAAUUAUAUAAGCGAUUGAAGGAAUUUCUGGAGUACUACUUGAUUGCCCUUCAGGAAAAUGGAAUCGAUUUGAUGGAUGAAGAAGUUCUAUGUUUCUACACAAAACGAUGGGAAGAAUAUCAAUUUUCGAGUAAAGUACUGAACGGUGUCUGUGCAUAUCUGAAUCGACAUUGGGUAAAACGUGAAUGCGAGGAAGGUCGUAAGGAUGUUUACGAAAUCUAUCAACUCGCUUUGGUGACAUGGCGUGGAAAUUUGUUCAAACAUCUGAAUAAACAGGUCACCAACGCGGUGCUGAAGUUGAUCGAACGAGAACGCAAUGGCGAAACAAUUAAUUCACGACUUGUGUCCGGUGUGAUAAACUGCUACGUUGAGCUCGGUCUGAACGAAGAAGAUCCCAAUGCUAAGGGUCAGAACCUUUCCGUGUACAAGGAAAGUUUCGAAAACAUUUUCUUGGAGGACACUGAAAUGUUUUACACUAGAGAAAGUGCGGAGUUUUUGAGGGAGAAUCCCGUUACUGAAUACAUGAAACGUGUCGAACUACGCUUGAACGAAGAACAAAAACGCGUCCAAGUUUAUUUGCAUGAGAGUACACAAGAACGACUGGCAAAGACGUGCGAGCGUGUAUUGAUUCAAAAGCAUUUGGAACAGUUCCGGACAGAAUUUCAAAAUCUUCUAGAUUCUGACAAAAACUCAGAUCUGCGUCGAAUGUAUUCACUGGUAGCACGCAUCGUUGAAGGGCUGGUGGAGCUUAAAGCGAUUUUGGAGAUGCACAUUCAUAAUCAAGGCCUAGCAGCUAUUGCGAAGUGCGGCGAAGCCGCUCUUAAUGAUCCUAAAAUCUACGUCCAAACAAUUUUGGAAGUACACAAGAAGUAUAAUGCCCUUGUACUUACAGCAUUCAAUAACGAUAGUGGUUUUGUCGCUGCGCUGGACAAAGCUUGUGGUAAGUUUAUAAAUACGAAUGCGGUAACGGAAGCAAGCAAAAGUGCCAGCAAGAGUCCUGAAUUGCUGGCUAAAUACUGUGAUCUACUACUGAAAAAAUCCAGCAAGAAUCCAGAGGAAGCUGAGCUAGAGGAUACACUAAACCAAGUGAUGGUUGUCUUUAAGUACAUAGAAGAUAAAGAUGUAUUCCAGAAGUUUUACAGUAAAAUGUUAGCAAAGCGACUCUGUCAUCACAUGUCUGCCAGUGACGAUGCGGAAGCGUCAAUGAUUUCCAAAUUGAAGCAAGCAUGUGGUUUUGAAUACACCAGCAAAUUACAGAGAAUGUUCCAAGAUAUUGGAGUCUCGAAGGAUCUCAACGAACAAUACCGGCAACACGUUAAAGGAUUGCGUGAGGCGUCCAAGUCGACCGGCAACGACAUCGACUUUAGUAUUCUGGUACUAUCCAGUGGUUCAUGGCCGUUCAAUCAGAGCUUCACAUUCUCUCUGCCAUUUGAGCUGGAACAGUCCGUCCACCGAUUCAGUAAUUUUUAUGCAAAGCAACAUUCCGGACGAAAGCUCAACUGGCUGUAUAAUAUGUGUCGUGGAGAGCUCAUAACAAACUGCUUCCGGCUAAGGUACACUUUACAGGCCAGCACGUUCCAAAUGGCCGUUCUGCUACAGUUCAACGAACAGACGACGUGGACGAUUCAGCAGCUCGGUGAAAAUACAAGUAUAAACCAAGAGAGUCUCAUCCAAGUACUUCAAAUUCUUUUAAAAAUGAAAUUGCUCACAUGCUACGACGACGAAGCUAACCUUACGCCUGCAUCCAGUGUUGAACUUAAUACUGGCUUUAAAAACAAAAAGCUUCGGAUCAAUAUCAAUUUCCCGCUGAAAACAGAACUGAAGGUCGAACAAGAGGCGACCCACAAACACAUUGAGGAGGACAGAAAGAUCUUGAUACAAGCGGCGAUCGUGCGGAUCAUGAAGAUGCGCAAAGUACUGAAUCACACUCAUCUGGUAGGCGAAGUCCUCAAUCAGUUAUCAACGAGAUUUAAACCUAAGGUUCAAGUGAUUAAGAAAUGUAUUGACAUCCUGAUAGAGAAGGAAUAUCUCGAGCGCCAGGAAGGACAGAAGGACACAUACAGCUAUCUAGCUUGAUCAGUAGUAGGUUUAUUUUUCGUAGCUAUUUAAAAAAAAAACUUGGAUAUCAAAACCGAAUGUAGAAAUAUAAAAGAUAAACUUUGAAUAGAUACCAGUUAAGCAGAAUACAAUAUUCAUCAUAACUGCGGAUUCGAACUAGUUUCAAAUUUCACUGAUUCCAUUGCUCUAUUAAUUUGCAAAAUUUCAAAACUGUAGCUUUACUUGUUUUCCUUUCCUGUUGUAUUGAUUUUAGUUAUGUUUAGUCGUUUAAAAUUGAGAACAGAAAAACUUUUCUGUACACAAAACUCAGUUGUCCUUGUUCAUGUCUACAUAGUUCCCGUAUAUGGUUGAAAAAUUAAUCAAAAUGUUUAGACGAAAAUUAAUCUAGUAUUAUGCUUUUUAUGACUUGCUCUCGGGAUAUAUAUUGACAGAGUCCCACAUUUUUAGAAAAUCGUUUUCAGUGGAAUUUUUUAGGACACAAUUAUCCAAAUAGUGAGAAUCCAUAAGUUUGUUGUACAAUAGAUAGCUUUUUAUUCAUUGUGCUAAUGGCAAACGAAUACUGGAACAAGUUCAAACAGAAAAUAAAAAAAAAUACAUGAAUUGAAUUUGGUUGUAAAAAUGAAAAUACUCCACACUCAGUCCAGCCAACAAAAAAAGAUGCAGACUAUGAAAAAAUGUUUAAAAUAUAUGGUAUUUCAUUAUGUGAAAACAA